AUGGAUUCCUUGUUAGCGAACUAUGCUUCCUCCGACGACGAAGGGGAAGCCGAAGAAGUCUCUCGUCCUAUUUCUACUUCCAAGCUCUCUUCUCUCUCCACAAAUCUUCCUCCCCCCAAAUCCUCCUCGUUCUUCUCCUCACUUCCUCCUCCCCGAAUUGCCACCUCUUCUUCUCCUUCUUCCUCUUCCCCUUUGUUUUCUUCUAUUCCCCCUCCCAAAUCUCAGUUUCCCAACCACUCUCUAGAUGAUUAUAAGAGAGAAGAUGAUGGAGGAAAGCCCUACAGGAAACUGCCGUCCUCCUCCAUCUUCUCUUCUCUGCCGCCACCCAAAACUUCCUCCUCUGCCACUUACUCCUCGCUCCCCGCCCCUAAAUCUCAAUCGGGAAAUCCUUCCAACAAACCAUCAUUAGAUCAAAACGCUAGAAAGGUCGUUCCUUUCACCAUUCCAUUGAAUCCUUCAAUGCUCAAAUCACAUGAUCCUGAUGAGGAGGAGGACGAGGAGAUGAUAAGAAAAGUCAGAAAGGAUGCUCCGCCUUUGUCCGCCCCAAAAGCGCUCUCUUCAAUGCUUCCUGCACCGAAAAACUCUAUCUGUCUAGCUCCGGCUCAAUCCAUGGGUGUGUUGAGGAGAUCCAGCUUGCAAACGGAUGCCCUUCCUCUGAAUUUUCAACAGGAAUCGAAAGCAGAGAAAGAAGAAGGCAGUUUUGCAAACUAUUCUACGUACCGUGCAGAGCAAGGCGUGGUUACUGGCUAUGAGAUCUAUGGGA
This is a messenger RNA of Phalaenopsis equestris, 763 nucleotides long. Its product is annotated as flocculation protein FLO11-like. The transcript has a single exon. The annotation marks the transcript as partial. Gene Ontology annotation, cellular component: nucleus. The record is from RefSeq and is a predicted model, not a curated record. NCBI's taxonomy places the organism in Eukaryota, Viridiplantae, Streptophyta, Magnoliopsida, Asparagales, Orchidaceae.